Moneuplotes crassus is the source of this 2345-nucleotide messenger RNA. The record is from the annotation of a GenBank genome assembly. Lineage: Eukaryota; Ciliophora; Spirotrichea; Euplotida; Euplotidae.
AUGGACAAGAGCUUAAUACCUGAAGUUCGGAGUAGUCUUGAGAGUACGCAAAAUUUACAGAAGGAGAAUAUUACUUUACAGGAAAGGCUUGAGAUGCCAAGCCAGCGUCGUUUUGAGACUAAUCAAGAUAAUUAUCUUGAGACUCCAAGUGAAGGAAAUUCUUUGCAACAUAGGCAAAGAAGGAACUCAAUAAUCUUUAGUGACAAAAAUGAUGAAAAUAUCACAAAUGAUAACUCUCACAAGCAAUUUACUCAGCUUGGAGAAGAUCCUUCUCUAUGCCACUUAAUCCUAGAUUCAAAUCGUGAUACAGAACAUGAAUCAAAGACUAUCCUCAAUGAAAAUCUCAAAAAGCAUUUCUACGAAAGAGAAUCUAAACCACACAAAGAGCAGAAGCAGAAGGCUUCAGUGCUUAAUGAAAUCAGGGAUGAGAAUAACUACAAAAAUAUAUCUGAUAAAGAAGAGAGAGCUUUCUCCCUCAGUAAUAAGCAUUAUAAGACAAGGCUCCAGCUUCAAGAAUUUAGAGAUAAAUAUAUUGCAGAUAAAUAUUAUGAUGACACAAGUUCUUGUACAGAUUUGUCAGCCCAGAAACCUACCAGUGUAGGUCAGAAUAGAAGCUGUGCCAGUAAUGAGAACGCAUUCGGACAAAUCAGAGGAUGCCGCACAAUUGACUUACAAGGACCCAAACUAUCUGAAGCAUCCUAUAUUCCUUCUCAGAAAUAUAUUAACAUCAAUAAUUUACCUGAAAAUUCUGAAAGAAAAAUUAUCAGUUUAAAGCAGACUCCAUCAAGUUCUAAAAGUGGAAAACUUUCUUCAAGGAAAACGCAAAAUGCUGAAAAUUCAAACCAGUUGCAUAAAUCUUAUCAAAAACCUAAAGAAGAGCGAAUCAAAAUAAAAUAUCUGAGUGAAGAACGGAAUAGGAGUAACACACGGCAAUUCCAGAGUACCAUGUCUGACUUCAGUCGUUCCAAAUUUGACACUCAGUCUAUUACUACAACAAACCCUUUUGCUAAGAACUGAACUACAAAGUUAAACAAGUCUCUGGAGAAUUUCCAAAAUCCGAACCAAAAUCAUAACAAGAAUGCAAAUUCUGUAUAUUCUACAGUGAAAAAGAAUGUGUAUACCAGGAAGAAUUUCACAACUGACUUCAAGCCGAAACCAUCGUAUAAGUCUAUUAAAAAGCCAUCUUCAGAUAAGCAUCCUUCAAAAUACCCGAUGAAAUCAAUUUCAAAACAUGAAAGCAGGAAAGAAUUUGCAGAGAAAAUUAUCUCUGAUUACAAGAUCUCUGGCUAUAAACCUUUCGCUGGCUCUAUUGUUGACAGCAAACUUGCUUACAUGAAUAUUGCUAAGGCUCCUCAGAACUCUGAAAGUGAUUAUAAAGAUAAAGAAAAUGGGUCUAGUUCCCUCUACGAGAAAAUUCAGACUAGAAUAACCCAAAAACCAAUUUUUGAAACAGAAACCUCCCAAGAACUCGAACUAGACAUUGGAAUCCCCUCUCGACUCCAAAAAGACAGAGAAGACCAUAAAAUCCUCAACCACAUCAGAUGCCAAAGAUGUGCCUUACUCGAAGAAAAAUUAACCGUUCUCACCAGUCAAUACAAAUAACAAACUCACCGAUCUCACCGAGAAGCACAAAAUCAGCAUGCUUGAAAAAGAAAAUGAGUUCCAAAAAUAGCCUACAGCAGAAAGAACUUGACUGGAACAAGCUGCACUUAAGAACAAAGGAAAAAUGUGAAGCCAAGAUUAAUAAAAUGUUAGACUUUGUAAAGCAGAAUAUGACUGAGAAGAGAGGUACUAGGGAGUCCUUACCGCCUAGGAUCAGGGAGAACCCGAAGAGUGUCAAGUAUUUUAGAGAGGAGUUACUUGAACAAGUGGCGGAUUUGAAGGAGGUUAGGAAGGAUUUAAUGGGAGAAAAUUCGUUGUUGAGGUCGAAAAUUUCGAGGUUAGAGCAGAAGGUUAAGUGAUAUAAGGAAGAGAAGUAUAAGAAAGUGUAUCAGGAAGAAUCUUCGAGCUUGGUCAUCAGUGAUACUGCUAGUUUUAAGAAAAAGCCAAAAAGUGUAGAUAAACAUUCCAAAUCUGUGCUUGAUAAAUAUGAAAGAAUUGAGAAAAAUGAUGAUGAAAAAUGGCAAGCUCAUAAACGGAAAAUAAAAGAAAGAAUUCUUGAGUCAGAUAAUUCUCUUAGUUACUAUAAUCCGCCUGAUUAUCAUGAAGAUUCUGAAGAAGACAGGCCUUCUUAUCAGAUAGGCUCAGACAGUCAAUUAUAUGAAAGGAUCAGGAAGCUAGAGGAGGUUAUUCUCAAAAAGAAAAAGCAUAAAUAUUAAGAACAUCAAUAUUCACUUAGAAUAAUG